Austrofundulus limnaeus is the source of this 2505-nucleotide messenger RNA. It is a transcript of the gene tmem74b, whose product is annotated as transmembrane protein 74B. The record is from RefSeq and is a predicted model, not a curated record. Bases 328 to 1158 code for a protein of 276 amino acids. NCBI's taxonomy places the organism in Eukaryota, Metazoa, Chordata, Actinopteri, Cyprinodontiformes, Rivulidae. The transcript has 4 exons.
CUCUCCCCCCUCUCUCUCUCUCUGCUGUCAUCCGGGUCGCUUUCAGCCUCCAGCCGCUCCGUGUUCGGCUCGGUACCACCGCCCAGGAUCGGUGCUGCUCGGCGGAAUGCUGCCUGGAGACUCGACCCAGCCCCGGAGAAAUCCGCAUCAACCCCCCGCAGCCUCCUGGAGACCACCAAGACCCGGGCUCUCCUCCUCUCUCAGUCCCGUGAGAGGUGGCGCCUGGUCGGGGAAGUGACGAUGAUGAGGAGAAAGAAAUGGAUUUAAGUAACCACUGAGUGAGGACUAAAAGAACUGGCGGUCUGGUGAAGACAUGAGCAAACACCGAUGGAGUCGUCUCUGAACACCGUGGAGCUCCGGGAGCUGCGAGGAGCACGGAGAGGCCCGUCUCCAACGCCGGCCUCCGGGUCCUGGACCGCUGCAGGGUCCACGGCCCGGGGCUUUGAGAACGCCUCCUACCAGCAGGACGAGGAGCCAAAGAGCCCGCAGGAAGAGCAGGCUCCCCCGGCUGUUUCUCCACACUGCCAGCCCUCCACAUCCAAUGACUGUAAACAGGUGGUCUCGCCUCAGUCUUACGAUGAUGAUGAGGAAGGUUCAGGAGGAGGAGCAGGAGGCGCAGGAGCAGAUGGAGGUCAGGACUUCACGGCGUUCAGCCCGGCUGAAGACCAGUCGGCUGACUACGGCUUCAUCCUGGCUCUGGUGUUUCUGGUGAGCGGGAUCGUCCUGGUGGUCAUCGCCUACACCAUCCCCCGGGAGGCCAAGGUGGACCCGGACUCGGUGUCUGCGCGGCAGAUGGAGAAGCUGGAGAUGUACUACGCUCAGCUGGGCUCCCACCUGGACAAGUGCAUCAUCGCGGGCCUGGGUCUGCUCACCCUGGGGGGGAUGUUCCUGUCGGUGCUGCUCAUGGUGUCCAUCUGCCGAGGCGAGAUGUACCGACGCAGGGCUGCGUUUGUCCGGCCCAAGAGGACUUACGGCUCCGUCAACCUGAGGUUGAAGCAGCUGGCGACCGGAGAGGCGGGAGGAGGCGAAGGCGGGGAUGGAGGUGACGGGUUUCUGGUGGAACCUGCAGAGAUGCAGGACCCCAAAUCUGAACCUGGACCAAGCAGACAGCUUCCUGCUGCUGCUGCUUCGACUUCAGCUGCUGCAUGUGGAGUGUAACUGAGUCAGGGCCCUGUUGCAUUAUGGGUACCCAGUUCUGUGCCCACAGAGGAAGCACAUUGUUAGCACACAGKUUUCAGCUGGAGGGACCCGCCUUUUAUCCCAGCUGAGACGAACAGAACCCAAAAAACUAAAAGAUAUUUAUUCUAACCGAACAAAACGGAUGUAUGACUUCACAACAUAGGGCUGGAAGAGUUAGAGGAUGAUGAUGAAGGUAAGACUUUGGCACAUUCAGAGAGGAUUUAGUGCACAUCAAAAAUCUGAGUCUAAUCAAAAACACUUUCACAAUAAAAGCACAUUAUUAAAAAGAAGCACCGUAGGGAGAUUGACACUUAUUUUGAAAUGUUUGAUUUUCAAACUUCUCAAUAUGAUAUYAACAGUAGCUUUAUUCUGAAAACUUGCAUAAAUAACAAUCAAAUAUACCUAAUUUGGCUAUACAGAAUGAUAGUUUGUAUAAAUCUACGGGAAAUACGAUAUAAUUAUUGAACUUAUUCAGUGUGAUGUGAGCAAUUUUAAGUUAUUUUCACUGCCAGCAAUAAAGAUAAAUAAACAACCUCCUAAAAUUUACCUAAAAUGUUGCAAAAACACAACAAAGCUGCAUUAAGUACUGUAUUUUAAUAAACAUACUUACUGUAGGUGGCACAGCUGAUUCUGUAUUUAAAGGAGCUCUGAGUGUUUUCAUCUGGACGAAGCCAAACAAAAAGUUUGCUUUAGAGAGSAACAAACCUUUAAUAACUCACCGCCUGCUUCUCUGUUUUCUAUAUAAACUGAUGUUAUUUAUGUGGUGUAAGAGUACAAUAUGCCUUAAUGAGUUAUCACACUGUAAAUUGUCUAUACACUUAUAAUAAUAUGCUGAUGUAUGCCAGUCUGUAUAUUGAGCCAGUUAGCCAAGGACCGUGUAGCCACACACACACACACACACACACACACACACACACACACACACACCUCGCAUUUAUAACUGAGCAGGUGCUUUAAUUCCCACACCUGAAACUCGCUCACUGAUUCAACGCCGUUCUGCUGCUGAACUUCUUACAGCCCAGUUUGAAUUCACACACAGGGAUGCAGGAUUAGAAAUACUUGGAUCCAUUUUGUGUUUUUUUUUUUUAAGUCUUUUUGUUUUUAGAGCUCAGUAGCAACAGAACGGGUCGUUAAAACAAACAUCCGAGUGAGGAAGAAGGAAGGCGGGGAACAUUUAUGAUGAACGUCUGUGAUUUAAAUCGAAGGUUAUGUCAUGUAAAGUCUGAAGAAAUUGCAAAAUAACUAACUUGUGAAUGUUUCGCCGUUUGAAUAUUCUUUGCAACUUGCAGUGUUUUAUACAAAAUAAAUAAAUUAAUAAACUGACAA